UGGCAGACGGCCGGCCACAGAGCCAUCUGGAAGAGGAAAGCGCUCAGGCUGACAACAGACGGCAGAGCCACCCCAACAGAGCCCAGUCCAGCAAUGGAGCCUCCGCAGAGUGAGAGCAUGCCCCAGGACCUGUCUGAGGCCUUGAAGGAGGCCACCAAGGAAGUGCACGUGCAGGCUGAGAACUCUGAGUUCAUGAGGAACUUUCAGAAGGGCCUGCUGACCCCAGAGGGUUUAAAGAUGGUGAUGGCCUCCCUAUACCACAUCUACACCGCCCUGGAGGAGGAGAUCGAGCGUAACAAGGGGAACCCUGUCUAUGCUCCCCUCUACUUCCCAGAGGAGCUGCACCGCAAGGUUGCCCUGGAGCAGGACAUGGCCUUCUGGUACGGGCCCCACUGGCAGGAGAUCAUCCCCUACACGCCAGCCGUGCAGCGCUAUGUGGGGCGCCUCCAUGAGGUGGGGCGCACCGAGCCUGAGCUGCUGGUGGCCCACGCCUACACCCGCUACUUGGGCGACCUGUCUGGGGGCCAGGUCCUCAAGAAGAUUGCACAGAAGGCCCUGAACCUGCCCAGCUCCGGUGAGGGCCUCGCCUUCUUCACUUUUCCCAACAUCAACAGUGCCGCCAAGUUCAAGCAGCUCUACCGUGCCCGCAUGAACACUCUGGAGAUGACCCCUGAGGUCAGGCGGAGGGUGAUAGAAGAGGCCAAGACUGCAUUCCUGCUCAACAUCCAGUUGUUUGAAGAGUUGCAGGGGCUGCUGACCCAGGGCCCCAAGGACCAGAGCCUCUUGGAGGCCCCAGGGCUUCACCGGCGGGCUGGCAGCAGGGCACAAGACCCCACUCCUGUGGAGGCUCCCAGAGGGAAGACUCAGCUUAGCAGCUUCUCCCAGGCUCCACUCAUUCGAUGGGUCCUCACUCUCAGCUUUCUGGUGGCAACGGUGGCCAUGGGGCUUUAUGCCAUAUGAAGAAAAGUGUGUUGGUCCCCAGGGGCCAUGAACUCUGUCCAAUGAAGGGCCUUCUCUCUGGAGAGGUGGAAUCUCUUGCCUGACUCUCUUAUCUUGGGUACGGGAAGCUGUUGGAACUCCCACCCUUCUCCCCAUGACCCUCUCUCUCUGGAAUAGAGGGGGUGUCUAUGGCAUGACUCCCCACCAGUAGCACUUCCAGCCAGUGGCCUGAACUUCAGAACUAAGCAGCCCAGUUCCUGUAGCAGAGCCCAGAAGACAUGAUCAGAAGCAACAGCUGCCCUGGGUCCUGGUAUUCAUGUUGGCAUGACGAUGACCGCUUUCCCAUGGGUCAUGGCCAUUUUUACAUCAGAGUGCAGAGAUGUUGUGUCUUGUAUUUCUUACAUCCACUCUUUGUUUCUGGUUCCGCCUGAACUGUGUGGUAUUAUUAUUAUUAUUAUUAUUAUUCUGUUUUUA
Castor canadensis (American beaver) is the source of this 1413-nucleotide messenger RNA. RefSeq names its product heme oxygenase 1 (gene Hmox1). Gene Ontology annotation, molecular function: heme binding; heme oxygenase (decyclizing) activity. Gene Ontology annotation, biological process: response to oxidative stress; heme oxidation; heme catabolic process. The record is from RefSeq and is a predicted model, not a curated record. Lineage: Eukaryota; Metazoa; Chordata; Mammalia; Rodentia; Castoridae.